This is a messenger RNA of Oreochromis niloticus (Nile tilapia), 3614 nucleotides long. RefSeq names its product gap junction alpha-8 protein. Gene Ontology annotation, molecular function: gap junction channel activity. Lineage: Eukaryota; Metazoa; Chordata; Actinopteri; Cichliformes; Cichlidae. The record is from RefSeq and is a predicted model, not a curated record. The transcript has a single exon. Gene Ontology annotation, biological process: gap junction-mediated intercellular transport; cell-cell signaling. Bases 7 to 1281 code for a protein of 424 amino acids. Gene Ontology annotation, cellular component: connexin complex.
CCGAUCAUGGGUGACUGGAGCUUUCUGGGUAAUAUUUUAGAGGAAGUCAACGAGCACUCUACGGUGAUCGGCCGGGUGUGGCUCACAGUGCUCUUCAUCUUUCGCAUCCUCAUCCUGGGCACAGCGGCAGAGUUUGUGUGGGGCGACGAGCAGUCUGAUUAUGUGUGCAACACACAGCAGCCCGGAUGUGAGAAUGUGUGCUACGACGAGGCCUUCCCCAUCUCCCACAUUCGCCUGUGGGUGCUGCAAAUCAUCUUUGUGUCCACGCCGUCUCUGGUGUACGUGGGCCACGCUGUCCACCAUGUCCACAUGGAGGAGAAACGCAAAGAGCGGGAGGAGGCAGAACUUAGCCGGCAACAGGAGCUGAGUGAGGAGCGUCUCCCUCUGGCACCUGACCAGGGAAGUGUCCGCACCACUAAGGAGACCAGCACGAAAGGCAGCAAGAAGUUCAGGCUGGAGGGCACCCUGUUGAGGACCUACAUCUGCCACAUCAUCUUCAAGACACUGUUUGAAGUGGGCUUUGUGGUGGGCCAGUACUUUCUGUAUGGCUUCCGCAUCUUGCCGUUGUAUAAAUGCAGCCGCUGGCCCUGCCCCAACACGGUGGACUGCUUUGUGUCUCGCCCCACAGAGAAAACUGUCUUUAUCAUCUUCAUGUUGGCUGUGGCCUGUGUCUCACUGUUCCUAAACUUUGUGGAGAUCAGUCACUUGGGCUUGAAGAAGAUUCGCUUUGUCUUUCGAAAGCCAGCCCCAGCUCCGGGGCCAUCCCAAGGCGAGGGGUCGGCCCCCCUGCCGCCACAAGGGAAGAGCCUGCCCCCCUUGGCUGUUCCCUCUCUGCAGAGAGCAAAAGGUUACAGGCUGCUGGAGGAGGAGAAAGCUCCCCCCAUGACUCACCUCUACCCACUGGCUGAGGUGGGCAUGGAGGCUGGCAGAGGGGCUCCACCCUUCCAGGGGUUGGAGGAGAAAGUGGAGGAAGUGCUGCCCAUGGAGGACAUCUCUAAGGUGUAUGACGAGACUCUGCCCUCCUACGCCCAGACCACUGAGACAGGAGGGGUGACAUUACACGAGGAAGAGCCUGAGGAGGUGCAGCCGCCAGAGGUGGAAGCAGAGAGGGUGGAUCUGGCUGCAGAAGAGGACAUCGAGGUAGAGGAGGCGGUGAACGGGGAGGGGGCAACUCCAGCAGAGGCAGGAACGGAAGCUGCAGAAACGAUAGAAGACAACAGGCCGCUGAGCCGACUGAGCAAAGCCAGCAGCAGGGCCAGGUCAGACGAUCUCACCGUAUGAACCUGUGAGACACCUGCACACACUAAAACGUUCAAUGUGAAAGAGAGCACACACACCUAUCUCAAGACAAUGCACACUCUUGAACAGGCAGGUCAGAAACCAAAUGUAUGAAAAACAAAAUCAACAGGGACUAAAACCUUUUAGGAUUACCAAGCUACAAAAAAACCCAACAAAAAAAAACAAAAAAAUGUUUGUGAUAACUUUAAAAAAAAGAGUAGAUGUUAAAAAAGAGGAGGAGUUUUUUUUUUUUUUAUUAAGCGUGUUCUUAUAUUUAAAAAUAUAUUGAAAGGACACAUGUGAGGGAGGAUGUUUUUACUUGACGAUCCUUGUUCAAUUUUUAGAAACAUCUUUUCUAUUGAAAGACUUAUAAUAGUAUAUACUAGAGGGAUAGACCUUUUUACACAGGGUUUGAGUAGAUAGGAGAAAAGGGGGGUUAUAAUAUACUUGUGUGUCUGCAUUUCAGUUCUAUCGCCGUAGUUAGGCACCGACUUUCAUUCCCAUUCAGGCACCACAUACUGCAAAUGCAGCACGUUGCUGCAAGCCUUGCCAGCGAGAAUGCUCUCGCGUGGAAAAUACACCCGACUAAACGUCGGCACAUUAACAUGUAGCCUGCAAAGGUCUUUGUGAAGAAGCAGAACAAGUCCAUUUUCAGGUUUUAGAAGAGCAUUCCUCUUUUGCACAUUCAGAGGUUUCAGCUCUAUGCAAGGCCUUUAACCCUCACAACACCUCAUCCAUUGCAUCCAUGUACACAAGAUUCUUUCGAGUAAACAGAGAUGUGCAUCAGCAUUGGAGCGUUUCUCUCUUUUUCAUGUUUAUAUACCAGGUAGCGCAGCCAGAGCUGAGUAAGUCCGGAGAAAAGAAAAAAAAAAAACAGAAAAAAACAGAGACCACAUGUUGAAUGUCUUUUUCAGUCUGCAUUUCUUCUUUUUGAGAUUUGCUUAUGUUGAGUUGCCUUCAAGAGCGCUGCGUACUGUGAUAUCAACAGUCCGUGGAAGAGAGCAGAGCUUAUUUUGCCCUAUCAGAGAGUGAACUAUAGCCGCGACCUCAAACCAAAUCCUCUCUUUUCGUGCUAUACAAACAAGCGUCCGGCUGAUAAAGAUCAUGCACCAUCAGCACAAAGUAUUGUUGGAGGCGGGACAAUAAAAGAAACCGUGCUCAUCAAUGAAAACAAGCAUCCUUAACCUGGCUGUGGAAAAAAAAAUUUUUUUGCUUGAUUUUAUGCGAGCACAGCAGAGAACAUACCCCUUAAGAAAACACAAUAGUUGUGAUAUGCUUAUAAAUACAGAGAGAAACAACUGUGGCUCCCCCACAGUUGCGGGGGAGUCCCGCUGUACAUAAUGCCCUAUCACGUGCCUAAUAUUGUACAUAGUGUGCAGCUGUUUUUAGUUAUUUCACUGUCCACUGCAAACACACAUUCUCAUUGUGACAACACUAAUAAUUUAAUCUCACAAGUCCACUAUAGAUAGAAAAUGCCCAGCAGCAGGAUCAUCUGAGUAAAGGAGACCCAUUUCCUCACUAUUACAAAGUGUGUUUAAGCCUUAAAAUACACCUUGGAUUUAUUACAAAUCUUCACACUUUUUCUGGCUUUCUUUUUUACUCAAACCAAUGCAACUGUAAGACUUCCAGUGCCUUUUCUGUAAGUGUUAGUUAUUGUAAGUGGUUAUAUUGCUCUGGGAACUACAUAAACUUGAUGUUUUACUUCCUUUUUUUUGUUUUUUAUGAUUGGUUUCAUUUCUUUGUGACCCCUCUGUACACACAAACACCUACGCAUAACAUCACGUCUCUGUAAUAUACCUACAAUGAUAAUAUAAUGACUUUUAUUUUAAACAUGUUCAGAUAUCGGUGCAUAAAGCUUCACGUUUGUGGACAUGAAUCCAUUCAUGCAAAAUGGGCUGAUGCUCAAUCUGUGCCUCUGUGCCACACAUGUACAUCUCAAAGUGUUCGAUUUGGGGGGACGAUCCAAAGGCUCUAGGGAAACCUGUAGAGAAAGCAUCUUUGACCUCUUUAUGACCCCCCUCCAUCCCUGAUCUGUAAUCACCUCAACUCCCAUAAUCCAGUGUGGCAGAACCUGAGCCUUUAAUCAAUAGCCAAAUUAAUAAACACACAUAUAACAAUGUUUUGAUCAAAGCAUGCUGCUGGCCGAUUUGUACAUCAAUAUGCUGGUAAUGUAUAGUUCUGUGUAUUUUAAGACUGUUGCAUUGCCUGUAUGUUUGUAAGAAUACAUGAUUAAUCUUUGGAAAGGACAAAAAAAUCCUUUUUACUAACUUGUAGUCUUCUCUGCUGAUAGAUGUGUGGCAGUAUCUUCUUUUGAAAAGUGAACCGACGCAAUAAAA